This is a messenger RNA of Hippocampus zosterae (dwarf seahorse), 1932 nucleotides long. Its product is annotated as tetratricopeptide repeat protein 30A-like. The transcript has a single exon. Gene Ontology annotation, cellular component: intraciliary transport particle B; axonemal microtubule. Gene Ontology annotation, biological process: intraciliary transport. The record is from RefSeq and is a predicted model, not a curated record. Gene Ontology annotation, molecular function: protein binding; intraciliary transport particle B binding. NCBI's taxonomy places the organism in Eukaryota, Metazoa, Chordata, Actinopteri, Syngnathiformes, Syngnathidae.
AUGCAAGCGAAGCCGAUUCCCGAGGGCCAGCGGACCCGCAUCAUUUACGGGAUGAUCCGGGACGGACGCUACCCCGAGGCAGUGGAGCAGCUGAACUACGAGCUGCAGUUCUGCCCGCAGAGCAGGUCGAUGAGCCUGCUGGCGUACUGCUACUUCAUGCAGAACGAGUUCAGCCAGGCGGCGCGGGUGUACGAGCAGCUGGCGCGGCUCUACCCCGAGGUCAGCGACUACAAGUUCUACCUGGCGCAGUCCUACUACAAGAACGGGGAUUAUGAAACCGCCCUGAAGGUGGCCGUCGAGAUCAGCGACCCCGAGGUGCAGCAGAAGCUCAAGCUGCUCAUCUCGCUCAUCCGUUACGAGAAGGACGAGCUGGGCCACGCCAAGAGCAUCCUCCGCCAGUGCGACCAGGAGGACCCCGACGUGGCCAUCAACGAGGGCUGCAUCCUCUUCAAGGAGCAGAAGUACGAGGAGGCCCGGCAGAUGUUCCAGAACGCCUUGAACGCCGUGGGCUACAACUCGCAGCUGGCCUACAACAUCGCCCUCUGCCACUACCGCAUGAAGCAGCUCGCCCCUUCGCUCAAGCACAUUGCGGAGAUCAUCGAGACCGGCGUCAAGGAGCAUCCCGAGCUGGGCGUGGGGUCCUACGCGCCUGGUGUCGAGGUGCGCUCUGUGGGCAACAGCCAGACUCUUAAGGACACGGCCCUCAUCGAGGCCUUCAACCUCAAGGGCGCCAUCGAGUACACCCUCAAGAACUUUGCCUCCGCACGGGAGGCCCUGCAAGACAUGCCCCCACGUGACUAGAGCGAGCUGGACGCCUACACCCUCAUGAACCACGCGCUCAUGAAUAUUGACGAGGACCCCACCGGCGGCUUCAAAAAGCUGAGCCAUCUGAUGGAAAACCCACCGGCACCGGUCGAGACCUUUUCAAACCUGCUGAUUCUGUACUGCAAGUUCGGGUACUACGACCUGGCGGCAGACAUCCUGGCCGAGAACUCGGAGCUGACUUACAAGAUGCCCAACCAGGAGGACUUCGAGUACAUCGACGCACUGAUCCUGUCGAAGGCCUCGCCGAUGGAGGCCUACCGCAAGCUGGAGGUGCUGGCCACCAAGCGGGUGGAGCAGCUGCGGCAGGCCACCAAGAGCAUCCAGGACGCCCGGAUCCAGCGGGACAACGACAGCAUCCGCAAGAGCCUCAAGGAGUUCGACGAGCACCUCGAGAAGUACAUCCCGGUGCUCAUGGCCCAGGCGAAGAUCUUCUGGGACAACGAGAACUACACUGCCGUCGAGAACCUGUUCCGCCAGAGCCAGGAGUUCUGCGCGGACCACGAGGUGUGGAAGCUGAACUACGCGCACGUGUUCUUCGUGCUGGACAACCACUUCCGGGAGGCGAUCAAGUACUACGAGCCGAGCGUGAAGCGGUUCGAGAACAGCAUGCUGAGCCUGACGGCGAUCAUCGUGGCCAACCUCUGCGUCAGCUACAUCAUGAUCAACGAAAACCCCCGGGCCGAGGAGAUCAUGCGCAACCUGGAGCGCGAGGAAGAGAAGGCGGGCUACGAGGACCCGGGCAAGAACGUGUACCACCUGUGCAUCGUGAACCUGGUGAUCGGCACCCUCUACUGCUCCAAGAACAACUUCGACUUCGGUAUCAGCCGCAUCAUCAAGUCCCUCGAGCCCUACGAGAAGAAGCUCAACGCGGACACCUGGUUCUACACCAAGAAGUGCUUCCUGGCACUCAUCGAGAACCUCGCCAAGCACAUGCUCAUCCUCCGCGACACCUCCAUGAGCGACAUCCUCAACUUCCUGGACGCCGCUGACGAGUACGGCAAGAAGAUCCAGACCGAGGUCAAGCCCCUCGAGGGCUUCGACGAGCGCAAGACCAUCGCCUUCGAGGCCCGCGAACUCAAGCGCCUCUUCAUCAAGCUCCGCGGAUGA